Messenger RNA from Onychostoma macrolepis, 1536 nucleotides. RefSeq names its product glyoxalase domain containing 4 (gene glod4). The record is from RefSeq and is a predicted model, not a curated record. The coding region runs from base 72 to 968 and encodes 298 amino acids. NCBI's taxonomy places the organism in Eukaryota, Metazoa, Chordata, Actinopteri, Cypriniformes, Cyprinidae. The transcript is spliced from 9 exons.
CAAUCGCAAGGUGUGUGUAUCGACACAGAGUGUGUGAUCAGCGCGUUUACAGUAGGACACUUUCAAAAGUGAUGGCACUAAGAAGAGCACUGCAUUUUGUUUUUAAAGUAGGAGACAGGACCAAAACAGCCACUUUUUACAGGGAUGUCUUAGGAAUGAAGAUUCUGCGACAUGAAGAAUUUGAGGAGGGCUGCAAAGCUACCUGCAAUGGUCCAUAUGAUGGAAAAUGGAGUAAAACCAUGGUAGGCUUUGGACCAGAAGAUGACCACUUUGUUGCAGAGUUGACCUAUAAUUAUGGAGUGGGUGAAUAUCGCCUUGGCAAUGACUUUCUGGGUCUCACUCUGCAGUCCAGUCAGGCAGUGAGUAAUGCUAAGAGGUUAAACUGGCCUCUAACACAAGUCGAAGAGUCUCUCUACAUGACUGAAGCUCCGGGAGGAUACCGCUUCUACCUUAUAGACAAGGAACUGCCGAACUGUGAUCCUGUCCAGAAAGUCUCCCUGGCAGUGUCUGAUCUGCCGCGUUCUAUUCAUUAUUGGUCUGCUCUGCUGGGAAUGAAGGUUAUUGAGAAAAAUGAGGACAAAAAGAUUGCCUUAAUGGGUUUCUCAGAUAAUCAGUGCAAGCUGGAGUUACAGGACAUUGGAGGCGCUGUGGAUCAUGGAACUGCUUUUGGAAGAAUCGCAUUCGCUUGCCCUCGGGAUCAGUUACCAGACAUUGAAGCGCUAAUGAAAAAAGAAAAGCAGAAAAUCCUAACCCCUCUUGUGAGUCUGGACACACCUGGAAAAGCCACAGUGGAAGUCAUCAUUCUUGCAGAUCCUGAUGGCCAUGAGAUCUGCUUUGUGGGCGAUGAGGCAUUCAGGCAGCUUUCUGCUGUGGACCCGAAGGGGAAUAAAUUACUAGAUGAGGCCAUGGCUGCAGAUAAGAGUGACGAGUGGUUUGCCAAACACAACAAGCAGAAGGCUUCAGCAUAAACGCUGUCUGGCUUUAUUGAAACAGCUUGAAAAUAUCCAGGAUGCUCAGUCAACCAGAUGUUUGUUAUUAUACAUUUCAGUGGUUUGGAAAUGAUGAUCAAAAUUCAGUUUUAUUUCAUGAAAAUAACAUAAAAACCCGCGUCUCUUGACUUGUAGACAUGGUGAAAAAUAUGUAUAUUUGUGUAAUUACAAAAAGUAAAUCUUCACGAUUAUGUUGUUAUUCUCUUGAAAGUGUAAAUAGGUUUCAUAAAUAAAGAAUAUAAUCAGGAAGUGUAAUGUUAUAAAUAUUCAGUGGCUGUUAAAAUAAACAUUUCCUGCCUUUGGUGCCAUUCAUAAUUAAUUGCAAUUAUUACUAGCAUCAUGGUAUACAGUACACCAAAGUGCAGAAAAAGAAAGACCGAAAGCUUUCAUUCUGCUGACCAGCAGAGAUCAGUAUUGUAAUGCUUCUGCAUUAUAGUAUGAGUUAUUAUCCAUGUAUAUAUAUGACAGAAUCUUAUGUAUAUAUGACAUUGAAAAACAUACAGAAUCUUGAAUCUUAUAGACUCACAAAUAAAUCAUGUUUGAUUAA